AUGGCGGAGACCGGAACUGGUCCGACGGGCCCUGGUCUGUUCUACGUCAAUUCCAAAAUCUCUAAACCGGACGACUUGUCACCGGAGUUGUUCACGAAAUGGUACGAAGAGGUCCAUAUCCCGCAAAUCUUCAAGGCAUCAACCGAUGGCUUCGAUUCGGGCUUUAGAUACUAUACCACCGAGUCGGAGCCUGUCGAACGCCCAUAUCUGGCGCUUUAUCCGCUUCGAAAUGUGAAAUUUCUGGGCAGUCAGGAGUUCUUCACCCUUCCGGCUCACAGUGACAUUUUGCCUGGCCCAAAUAAUUUCAUCUUCGACGUGGCGAACUUCGCUACAAGGUUUUAUACCCUCGGCGAUGUCAACGAGCCCGAAGGAUCUGCUUCAGGUCCCGCACCAUACAUCACUGUUGCUGACCUCGACUCGCCAUUAAACGGAAACGAAGUGCCGAGCAACCCCGCGCGUGUGCGACAGUACAAUAACUACUUUGCGAUGAUAAUGGGAGGUGCAGAGGGGGAAACUGAGACCCCGCCGCCGGCGAAGCAUCUUUACAUUGCGGAAUUCACCACUCCUGAAGGACAAAAGGAGGCGGCGGAGUACUUGCGAAAGCAAGCAAAGAAGGUCUCCACGUUCAACCUUCUGAAGGCUUUUGGUAAUACUGCUCACGUUGCAUGA
This is a messenger RNA of Eremomyces bilateralis CBS 781.70, 669 nucleotides long. RefSeq lists its product as uncharacterized. Lineage: Eukaryota; Fungi; Ascomycota; Dothideomycetes; Eremomycetales; Eremomycetaceae. The record is from RefSeq and is a predicted model, not a curated record. The coding region runs from base 1 to 669 and encodes 222 amino acids. The transcript is spliced from 3 exons.